This is a messenger RNA of Loxodonta africana (African savanna elephant), 2200 nucleotides long. It is a transcript of the gene GPX7, whose product is annotated as glutathione peroxidase 7. The record is from RefSeq and is a predicted model, not a curated record. The transcript is spliced from 3 exons. Gene Ontology annotation, molecular function: glutathione peroxidase activity. Lineage: Eukaryota; Metazoa; Chordata; Mammalia; Proboscidea; Elephantidae. Gene Ontology annotation, biological process: response to oxidative stress. The coding region runs from base 12 to 578 and encodes 188 amino acids.
CGAAGCGAGUCAUGGUGGCUGCAGUGGCGGCGGCGUGGCUGCUCCUGUCGGCGGCGGCCGCGGCCUCGGCGCAGCGGGAGCAGGACUUCUACGACUUCAAGGCCGUCAACAUCCGGGGCAAGCUGGUGUCGCUGGAGAAGUACCGCGGCUCGGUGUCCCUGGUGGUGAACGUGGCCAGCGAGUGCGGCUUCACAGACCAGCACUACCGAGCUCUGCAGCAGCUACAGCGGGACCUGGGUCCUCACCACUUCAACGUGCUUGCCUUCCCCUGCAACCAGUUUGGCCAGCAGGAGCCUGAUAGCAACAAGGAGAUUGAGAGCUUUGCCCGCCGAACAUACAGUGUCUCUUUCCCCAUGUUUAGCAAGGUUGCAGUCACCGGCACUGGUGCCCACCCCGCCUUCAAGUACCUGACCGAAACUUCUGGAAAGGAGCCCACCUGGAACUUCUGGAAGUACCUAGUGGCCCCAGACGGGAAGGUGGCAGGGGCUUGGGACCCAACCGUGUCGGUGGAGGAGAUCAGGCCCCAGAUCAAUGCGCUUGUGAGGAAGCUCAUCCUGCGAAAGCGAGAAGAGUUAUAACCAUCUUCUCCCUUUAAUCCCACCCUGCCCCACCUGUGCAUAGGUGACCAAACAAACUCCAAUGGUGCUUCAAGGGGAGAGAACCCUGACUCUCUCUCUUCCUGUAGUCUUAUCCCACCUAUCCCAUCACUCUUGUGGAGGAAAAAUUCCAGUAUUUUUAUUACUUGAAUCUUAGGGCAACCAAUAGGAACGACUGGCCAGUGAGAGCUCUUGCCCAAUGAUUUCACCAGCCAAUAAAAUCUUCUAGCCAAUGAAAACAUGUGGUAAAUAGAAGUCUAUCAAGCAAUAAUCUCCCAGCCAAUGGAAAAAAAAAAAAAAAACAACCAUUGCCGUCGAGUUGAUUCCGACUCCUGGUGCCCCUAUUGGACAGAGUAGAACUGCCCCAUGGAGUCUCCAAGGAGCGCCUGGUGGAUUCUAACUGCCAACCUUUUGGUUAGCAGAUGUAGGUUUUAACCACUAUGCCACCAGAGUUUCCCCCAGCCAUUGAGAACUCUCUAAAAUGGAGCCAAUUCCUAACUCACAGGGCUGUUGUGAAGGUUAAAAUUAAAUACCUGUGAAAGUGCCUAGGCAGUACCGGCUAAGCAGGACGCAUUCAAUAAAUGUUUUUUGCAUAUAAACAAAAAAAUAACCUGUGAUUGAUAAAACUUGCACCCAACAUGAAUUGAUGAAACUUGCACCCAACAUGAAUUUCUAGACAAUGCAAAUAUAGGCCAAACAUUUAUUCGUUGUUGUUUUCCACGGAAAUUAUUAAGUUGUCUUGGUGUAUUGUUAUUUUUUAAUAUCAAAGUAAUGCAGGCUCAUUGUAAGAUCCAAAUAAUACAGGAUGAUAUAAAAUGAAAAUAUCCCCCUCAUUACUUAUAUUCUCACUCCUUGAAGGGUAAACACUGUUAGCAAUUUGGUACUCAUGUUUCCAGGCCUUUUCCUAUCAGGCCAAUAAUUAAUAAAAACCCAAUAAGAAUUCACUGCCCAAAAGUAUACUACAAUAACAAAUAGGCAAAGAAUAUAAGUAGAGAAUUCACAGAAGAAUGUAGAUGGAUAAUAAGCAUAUGAAAAAAUUGUCAACUUCAUUCAAAUUGGAAAUAUUUUUAAAAUGAGAAUGCUCAUUGCUGGUAAGAUGUAGGGAGAAGGUCAUUCACAUACAUAGUUGGUGGGACAAUAAACUGAUACUAGUUUUUUGGAGGGUGAUUUAGCAAUAUCUUUUAAAACAAAGUGUUCAUACCCUUUGACCCAUCAUUUUCUCUUCUAGAAACUUCCCAAACUGUGCACAUGUAACUGUAAUAUGUAUGUACAUUGUUUAUAAUAGUGAAAUUUUGGAUGCAACCCUUAUGUCCAUUGAUACGGGUCUGGUAAUAAAUUAUGGUACAAAUCCAAAUGAUAAAUUAAUACACCUAUUAAAAUGAAUGAGUUAAAUCUCUAUGUACUACUAUCAUGGAGUUGUCCAGAAGUGAAAAAAGGGCUAGUUGUAAAACAGAAUGAGCAAGUAUGAUAAUAUUUUUAAUGAAAUUUCACGGUAACAAUGUUAUGUGAGAUGGAGAGAAGAAAAAUAGAGGGUUGUAGACCAAACUGUUGAUGGUGGUUGUCCUUGAGGGGAUGCAGUGGAAUAAAAGGAGUCAUUCACUUUA